This is a messenger RNA of Harpegnathos saltator (Jerdon's jumping ant), 876 nucleotides long. Its product is annotated as odorant receptor Or2. Bases 19 to 726 code for a protein of 235 amino acids. Gene Ontology annotation, molecular function: olfactory receptor activity; odorant binding. The record is from RefSeq and is a predicted model, not a curated record. NCBI's taxonomy places the organism in Eukaryota, Metazoa, Arthropoda, Insecta, Hymenoptera, Formicidae. The transcript has 5 exons. Gene Ontology annotation, biological process: sensory perception of smell; detection of chemical stimulus involved in sensory perception of smell. Gene Ontology annotation, cellular component: plasma membrane.
AUUCUUAUCUGGUUGGCGAUGACUGCAGCCAGUAUGGCCGUCGGACCACUGUUUUUGCCGCAGCCAUUCCCAGGUGACACGGAGUAUCCGUUCGACGCGUUACAACAGCCGCUGAGAACCGUUGUCUACAUGCAUCACGUAAUAAUCGCUUAUCAAUGUAUGAUACAAGUUAGCGCUAAUACUUUCCCGGCCCUCCUACUUUGGUUUGUAGCCGCGAAAUUCGACAUUCUGUCCGUGCGAUUCCGCGCAGUGACAAACGUGAAGGAGCUGCACAGGUGCAUACGAGAGCAUUAUAGGUUACUCAGGUAUGCGAAGGAAGUGACACUCGCGAUCCGUUAUAUAGCACUGUUAUGCGUAACCUUCAGUACCGGUGCUGUAAUAUUCGGCUGUCUGACCUUCAUGAGCCGUCACUCGUGGUCAGUGAAGGCUCCAUUCCUCAUGAUAGCUCUGUGUGCCUUCGUGGAGCUCUACAUGUACGCUUGGCCAGCGGAUAACGUAAUGAGCACGAGCGGCGACGUGGCGACGGCCGCUUACAAUUCGUUGUGGUACAAUGAUGAUCCAGCUUCACAAAAAAUCCUGAUAUACGUCAUAUUGAGGUGCCAACGCCCGGUCACCAUCUCAAUACCGUGCGUGUUACCGACUUUGUCGAUGAACUAUUACACGUCGUACAUUUCAACUGUCUUUUCGUACAUGACACUCGUACGUAUUAUGAUGGGUAACGAAUGAAAAACAAUAAAGGAAUAAAGAAUAUAACGAAUUACGUUUAAGAUCAAAUUUCACUUUUUCUCGUUACAUUUUCACAAAGUAAUUUCUAUAUAUAGAGCUCUACAUGUAAUGUGUUAUAAGGAGAAAAUCGGAACUCGUUAAUAAAUAUGU